Molecule: messenger RNA, 2742 nt
Organism: Acytostelium subglobosum LB1
Lineage: Eukaryota; Evosea; Eumycetozoa; Acytosteliales; Acytosteliaceae
Exons: 2
Coding region: 1-2742 (913 amino acids)
Biological process (GO): mitochondrial transcription
Cellular component (GO): mitochondrial DNA-directed RNA polymerase complex
Molecular function (GO): DNA-directed RNA polymerase activity; mitochondrial promoter sequence-specific DNA binding
Source: RefSeq, a predicted model, not a curated record
AUGGACGAGUUAAAGAAUUACAAGCAGACAGAUGAGGACAAAGAGUUGUUGGAUAGUAUGCGCAAGUUGAUAAAGACAAUGUCGGGCGAGGAGGAAGAGACUACUUCGCGAUUCGCCGAUCUCGACCCAUUCAAUGACCCCACCGAAUUGGAACGCGUUGAUGAGCUCGAGCCAAUGUUCGACCUGACCGAAGAGUUGUCGCGUCUAGAGGAGAUCAUGCGCGCCGAUGCCUCUGUCUCUGAGGAGUCCGCCGAGAACUUGGCCGACCUCGUCAAGGUGCAGACCGAGUUUGAGCUGCAGGCCACAGAGACAGCACGCAACAACUACCGCUCGCUGGUCAACGACACGUCGCUGAUCAAUCGCGCGUCUGGCAUGAAACCCAUCAAGGACGUGAUGUACCAGUUCUACACGCCUCUGAUUGACAAGACCAAGAUAGAGCUGGACAGAAUGCGCAAGAGCGAGUCCGAGGAGUUGCUCAUCGACAUGAAGACCCGCGACGACAACCUGGACAAGAUAUUCGAGGUGCUGCCCUCGGCGCGUCUCGUGCUCGACUCGCUGCCCCACAACAAGGUGGCGCUGAUCUCGCUCAACCAGCUCAUGUCGGCGCUGCUAAUCGACCCCAUGAAGGGCGCCACAUUCAACGCAGUGAUCGAGUCGAUUGGCGAGGCAUUGCUGGCCGAGUACCAAUUGGCCGUGAUCAAGGAGCACGACCGCAAGCUCUACAAGCACAUCACCAAACCAUACAACGGACUGGUGCUGUCGGUGAACCGCGUGCAGAACGAGAUGCGCAAGCGCUAUCACAAUCUGGCCAGCGAGACCAAGAUCGUCACACAGCUUGGCAACUUCAUGCUCAAGAUCGUCAUGGACACAUGUCAGGUCAACAAGUACAGCGACAGCGAUGUGAAGGGCGAUCUCGUGCCGGCAUUCUACCGCGAUCAGACUUAUGAGAAUGGUCGCAAGGUGUACGUGGUCAAGUGCCACGAGAGCAUAUUCGAGAUGAUUGACGAGGGUCACUUCCUGCGCGAGGCUAUGAACGCACGUCUACUGCCAAUGGUCACCAGACCACAGCCAUGGGUGAAUCCCCACGAAGGUUGUUACAUGUCCUAUCCAAACUUCAUCAUGAGAGCCAUAUCACAGACACAAAGAACAUCAUUAUACCAAGUGGACAUUUCAAACAUAUAUGAAGGAUUGAAUAUUCUUGGAUCAUUGCCAUGGAAGACCAACAAGAAGGUUGUGGACGUGAUUGUCGAGGCAUGGGAGGCAGGCGGCGGAAUCGCCGAGUUGCCAAGUCGUUUCAACUUUGAGCAGCCAGUGGCGGCCGACCCAGAGAAGCUUACAACAGACCUCGAGAUGAAGAAACAGCACAGCAAGAAUGUCAAGAAGAUCAAGACGCUCAAUGCCAACCUCCACUCACUGCGUUGCGACACCGUGUACAAACUCAACGUGGCAAAGCAGUUGCAUGACUACAAGUUCUACUUCCCCCACAACAUCGACUUCCGUGGUCGUUCCUACCCCAUCCCUCCACAUCUCAAUCAUAUGGGUUCAGACCUCUGUCGUUCGAUGCUGCGCUUCGCCGAAGCCAAGCCGCUGGGCGCGCGUGGUCUGCAGUGGCUCCGCGUUCAGGUAGCCAAUGUGUACGGUGUAGACAAGGUGUCGUUUGAGGACCGUAUUGCCUUCACCGAGGAGCACAUGGACGACAUAUUCGACUCUGCCGACAACCCUCUAAAGGGUCGCAAAUGGUGGCUCAAGGCCGACAGUCCAUGGCAGACACUUGCCGCGUGUAUCGAACUGACCGACGCCUUGCGUAGCCCCAAGCCCGAGGAGUUCCUGAGCUCGCUGCCCAUCCAUCAGGAUGGCACUUGCAAUGGCCUUCAGCAUUAUGCUGCACUCGGUGGAGACGAGAUGGGUGGUCUAAAGGUGAACCUGCUGCCGUCGCCCAAGCCCCAGGAUGUAUACAGUGGUGUGGCUGUGAUGGUAUCCAAACUUGUACAUGACGACGCGCUGACUGGAAACAAGUUGGCACUGAUUCUCGAUGGCAAGAUCGAGCGUAAGAUCAUCAAGCAGACUGUCAUGACCAGUGUGUACGGUGUCACAUACGUUGGCGCCAGACAACAGAUCGAGAAUGCACUUGCGGACAAGUACAAUCUGACCGAUGACGUCGCCUUCGCCGCAUCAUCCUACAUUGCCAAGCUGACAUUCAAAUCACUGGACCAAAUGUUCCUUGGUGCUCGUUCCAUUAUGUCAUGGCUGGCACAGUGCGCCGGAACCAUCUCGCGUGAUACUGGAGAGUGCGUCUCAUGGUACACCCCACUGGGCCUGCCAGUCGUGCAGCCCUACCGCAAGGGUGGCAAGCAGCGUGUGCGUACGCUGGUGCUCGACUUCCAGAUGACUGACGAUGACGACAGUUUGCCAGUGGACUCGCGCAAGCAGCGUUCAGCUUUCCCUCCCAACUUUAUCCAUUCACUCGAUUCGACUCACAUGUUCCUCACUGCGAUUCAAUGCGACAAGCGCAACAUUACCUUUGCCUCUGUACAUGACUCUUUCUGGACGCACGCCUGUACCAUCGAUCAAAUGAACGCUCUGCUUCGUCACCAGUUUGUCGAGCUGCAUUCCCAGCCACUUCUGGAGCGUCUGCGCGAGUGGUUCAUCCAUCGUUAUCCAACCGUCAAGAUCCCUCCACUGCCUAAGCGCGGUCAGUUGGACCUGAGCAAGGUGCGAGAGAGUAAAUACUUCUUCCAUUAA